This is a messenger RNA of Monodelphis domestica (gray short-tailed opossum), 1416 nucleotides long. RefSeq names its product phospholipase D family member 6 (gene PLD6). The record is from RefSeq and is a predicted model, not a curated record. Gene Ontology annotation, biological process: piRNA processing. Gene Ontology annotation, molecular function: RNA endonuclease activity producing 5'-phosphomonoesters, hydrolytic mechanism. Gene Ontology annotation, cellular component: mitochondrion. NCBI's taxonomy places the organism in Eukaryota, Metazoa, Chordata, Mammalia, Didelphimorphia, Didelphidae.
GCGCCACUGCUUGGCGCAGGCGCAGUCGGGCUGGAGCAUGUGGCGGUUGCGCUGGCAGACGUUAGGCCUCGCGGCUGUGAGUCUCGGCUUGGCUUUGGAGACACUGGGCUUCCUGGUCGGUUGGCUGCGGCAGCAACGGCGACGGCGGCAUCGCCCCCCGCGGCGAGAGGUGCUCUUCUUCCCCUCACAGGUGACCUGUACCGAGGCCCUGCUGCAGGCCCAGCGACAGGGAGGCCCUCAGGGGGCGGCGCCGGCGCCCGCAGCUGCGGGGCCCGACUGCCGGAGGUCGCCUGGGGCGACGGCGGGCGCGGCCACUUCGGCCGCGGUCGCUGCGGCCCAGACUACUGUGUCGUCGGCAGCCUCGAGCUGCCUCUGUCCGCUCCCGCACGGGGAGAGCUCCCUGAGUCGCCUCCUGCAGUACGUGCUGUCAGCCCGCAGCAGCCUCGAGCUCUGCCUGUUCGCCUUCUCCAACCCGCAGCUGGGCCGUGCCGUGCAUUUGCUGCACCAGCAGGGCGUCCGCAUCCGCGUGGUCACCGACUGCGACUACAUGGCCCUCAAUGGCUCCCAGAUCGGCCGCCUCCGCAAAGCAGGUAUCCAGGUACGACAUGAUCAAGGUGCUGGUUACAUGCAUCACAAAUUUGCUAUUGUGGAUAAGAAGAUGCUUAUUACUGGCUCUCUCAACUGGACCACACAAGCUAUUCAGAAUAAUAGAGAGAAUGUUUUAAUUGUUGAGGAUGAAGAGUAUGUGAGACUUUUCUUGGAAGAAUUUGAACGUAUUUGGGAGGAGUUCAAUCCUGUAAACUAUACUUUUUUCCCUCAGAGAAAGUGAAGCAAAGUAAAACUAAAGCCCUACUCUGUUUUCCUUAGGGUUAUAGGUAAAACAAUUUACAGUGUGGGGUCCCUUGGACAAUUUGAAGAUAGACCUCUUAUCCUGAAUCCCAUGCUAUAGUAAGUUGUAUUAUGAUGAGGUUCCAUCUAACAUGUUCAUUGCUAUUCUGCAGUAGGAAAAACUUUAAUAGCAUUGAUUUUUUUGGAAACAAAGGAAAUGCCCAACAAUUUCUAACAUUUUAAUUCUUAUUUGUUUACAGAAAUCUAUUGAACUAUAUUUCUGUGUUCAAUUGGGAUUUUCUGUCUUCCCCUAUGAACAUACUUCUUUCCAUAUGAUUAGUUUGCUAAGCUCUGCUAAGAGUAUACCUCCAUGAUUGUACUCGAAGGUCAAUAGGCCUGAAUCCGAAGUAUGAAAAAGAACAAGAAGAGGAGAGAAAAAAGGUACAUAUGAUGAGCAAGUUUCUCCUUUUGGAUCGUCAUACUGCUUAUCCUUUGCUUACCACAACAGUCAUUCCGUAUGGUAGGGGAAAGAUAAUUAAGUGCAACCUUGCAAGAUAUAUUAUUAAAAUAUAUUUGUGUAUAAGCAAA